This is a messenger RNA of Vidua chalybeata, 1379 nucleotides long. RefSeq names its product B9 domain containing 1 (gene B9D1). The record is from RefSeq and is a predicted model, not a curated record. The transcript has 7 exons. Gene Ontology annotation, cellular component: MKS complex. Bases 107 to 694 code for a protein of 195 amino acids. Gene Ontology annotation, biological process: cilium assembly. NCBI's taxonomy places the organism in Eukaryota, Metazoa, Chordata, Aves, Passeriformes, Viduidae.
UUGCGGAUCGGGAGCCCCGCGAAGAGAAGCGAAGCGAAGCGCGCCGCCGGGGAAGUUUGGCCGCUGCGCCGCCCCGUCCGUCGCCACGGCAACCGGCGUGCCCGUCAUGGCGGCGCCCAGCGUGUUCCUGCUGGCCGUGAGCGGCGAGAUCGAGAGCGGAGAGUUCCCGGGAUUCGAUGACCUCUACUGCAAGUUCUCCUUUGUCUACGGCCAGGACUGGGUCCCCACGGCGGGCUUGGAGGAGGGAAUCUCCCAGAUCACCUCCAAGAGCAGCGUCUCGCCCACCACGCUGGUCUGGAACUUCCCCAUCGACAUCACCUUCAAGAGCACCAACCCCUUCGGCUGGCCGCAGAUCGUGCUCAGUGUCUACGGGCCGGACUUCUUCGGCCACGACGUUGUCAGAGGUUACGGGGCUGUGCACGUGCCCUUCGUGCCCGGCAGGCACAAAAGAACCAUUGCCAUGUUCGUCCCAGAGUCCACCUCCAGGCUGCAGCAGCUCACAAGCUGGUUCACGGGGAGACGCCCGGAAUUCACCGACCCCAGGGUGGUGGCACAGGGAGAAGGGCGGGAAGUGACCAGGGUGCGCUCCCAGGGCUUCGUGACCCUCUCCUUCAACGUGAUGACCAAAGACCUGCACAAGCUGGGCUAUGACGUGGGCCAGGGGCCUGGGCCACAGGGGCUGCACGAGCCCUGAGCCCCCCUGAGCUCCCUGGGCCUUCUGAGGGACACUCCAACUCCAAACAACACCAGCCCUGGAGGAUUUGGAGUGUCCAACUCCAAACAACACCAGCCCUGGAGGAUUUGGAGUGUCCAACUCCAAACAACACCAGCCCUGGAGCAUUUGGAGUGUCCAACUCCAAACAACACCAGCCCUGGAGGAUUUGGAGUGUCCAACUCCAAACAACACCAGCCUGGGAGCAUUUGGAGUGUCCAACUCCAAACAACACCAGCCCUGGAGCAUUUGGAGUUUGGAGCAUUCAAACAACACCAGCCCAGGAGGAUUUGGGAUGAUGACCAAGCCCAAUCCUCUCAGUAAGGUUGAAGUAUUGUGGAAAUUGAUGUUAACAUUCAGUGUUUUAUGGAUAAUUAUUGUAUUUUAUUCAGUGUUUUUAGGGGUCAGACUGUCUCAGAGUAAGGCCUAUAACAAAAUAUUUUUAUAGCAGCCUUUUGUACACCUUUUUAUAGAAUUAAUGACACACAAAGUUUCAAGUUGUAUUCGUUUCCCUGCAGUUAAAACUUUGCAAACCCAGUUUCUUCUUAGUGGCUUUUUUUUUUUUUUUUUUUUUUUUUUUUUUUGUAUUGCACCUUCCAAAAAUGGUCCUGUGAAAUGCAUCCCCCUCUAAGCUCUUUUAGGCUGAAUAAACUCUGUUGUAUCAAUA